Gastrolobium bilobum is the source of this 1271-nucleotide messenger RNA. Its product is annotated as PHD finger protein ALFIN-LIKE 4. The record is from RefSeq and is a predicted model, not a curated record. Gene Ontology annotation, biological process: regulation of DNA-templated transcription. Gene Ontology annotation, molecular function: transcription coregulator activity; transcription cis-regulatory region binding; histone binding. The transcript is spliced from 5 exons. Bases 189 to 959 code for a protein of 256 amino acids. Lineage: Eukaryota; Viridiplantae; Streptophyta; Magnoliopsida; Fabales; Fabaceae. Gene Ontology annotation, cellular component: nucleus.
UUGUAUUGUGUUUGUUGCGUAAACACACACACAGAGAGAGAGAGAGAGAGAGAGAGAGAGGAGAAAAGAAAGAGAGAAGGGUCAAAUAGUUUCCUAUCUUUUCUUUCCCUCCAUUUACACACUUCAACUCACACUCACACUCACACUGAGAGAGAAAAGAGAGAGAGAGAACCUUCUGUUCUCAAAACAUGGAUGCAGGAGCUCCGUACAAUCCUCGUACGGUGGAGGAGGUUUUCAGAGAUUUCAAAGGGCGCAGAGCUGGCAUGAUUAAGGCCUUAACCACCGGUGUUGAAGAGUUCUUUCAGCAGUGUGAUCCAGAGAAGGAAAAUCUUUGCCUUUAUGGUUUUCCUAGCGAGCACUGGGAAGUCAAUCUGCCUGCUGAGGAGGUGCCUCCUGAGCUUCCAGAGCCAGCAUUGGGCAUUAACUUUGCCAGAGACGGGAUGCAAGAAAAGGACUGGCUAUCCUUGGUUGCUGUGCACAGUGAUGCAUGGUUACUUUCUGUGGCUUUUUAUUUUGGUGCUAGGUUUGGAUUUGAUAAGGCCGAUAGGAAGCGACUGUUUAAUAUGAUAAAUGAUCUUCCAACAAUAUUUGAGGUUGUUACGGGGAUGGCCAAGAAACAAGGAAAGGAAAAGUCAUCAGUUUCUAAUCAUAGCAGUAACAAAUCCAAAUCAAACUCCAAGGUAUGCAAGGGUUCUGAAUCUCAAGUGAAGUAUUCAAAAGCAAUUCAACCGAAGGAUGUGGAUGAAGAUGGUUUGGAAGAGGAAGAUGAGGAGGAGCAUGGAAAUACUCAGUGUGGGGCAUGCGGAGAGUACUAUGCGGCUAAUGAAUUUUGGAUUUGCUGUGAUAUAUGUGAGAAGUGGUUCCAUGGAAAGUGUGUGAAGAUUACCCCUGCUAGGGCUGAACAUAUCAAGCAGUACAAAUGUCCAUCUUGCAGCAACAAGAGAGCUCGACCUUGUUAGUGGCUAGGAUAGUUACUACUAUAUGUCCUGGCAAUUAUAUGGCUGCUAAUUUGUUUAGUAGGUCCGGUUUAUUCGUCUUUGUCAGUUCUAGUUAAACUGUUUCAGUUGUUACAUUAGGUAUCUGACGUACUGUUUAUUCCGUCUAAAAUUUGCAUAUUUAUGUUAUGAGCGAACUUAAGAAUUGUGUUAUGGGUUUACUUAAUUUAGUGGUGUCUUAGUGAACUUUAUAUUCUCCCCCGUAAUGUUAUUCUCUUCUUAUUCAAGUUCUAGCAUUUGUCAAGGACAGCACGGAAUUGUCAAUGUGAAUUGGGU